This is a messenger RNA of Solanum tuberosum (potato), 501 nucleotides long. RefSeq names its product protein SRG1-like. The record is from RefSeq and is a predicted model, not a curated record. The coding region runs from base 1 to 501 and encodes 166 amino acids. The transcript is spliced from 3 exons. NCBI's taxonomy places the organism in Eukaryota, Viridiplantae, Streptophyta, Magnoliopsida, Solanales, Solanaceae.
AUGGAAUCAACGCAGGCAAAAAUGAACUUUGGAAAAUCUCUGUUAGUUCCAAGUGUUCAAGAGCUUGCCAAACAGCACCUAACCAAUAUUCCGGACAGGUAUCUCCACCCAGAGCAAGAAUCUCCGGUCAUAUCCACCGGAGCGUCGGUUCCUGUUAUCGAUAUUCAAAAGUUGAUUUCAGGGGAUGCCAUGGAUUCUGAGCUGCAAAAACUACACUCUGCUUGCCAACAAUGGGGUUUUUUACAGGUUAUAAACCAUGGAGUGACACCUUCGUUACUGGAGGACUUCAAGAGUGAGGUUAUUGAAUUGUUCAAACUUCCAAUGGAAGAAAAGAAGAAACUAUGGCAACAAGAAGACAACUUUGAAGGUUUUGGGAGUAUAUUCGUUGUAUCGGAGGAGCAGAAGCUUGAUUGGGGUGACAUGUUUGUCAUAGCAACUCUUCCUCCUUGUAUCCGCAAAAUCGACUUGUUUCCCAAGUUGCCUUCAAAGCUCAGCUUAUAG